UUGACCAAAAUAUUCAAAAUAUUCGCAGUUGGGUCUCUCGCAUCUAUAAUGCAACAGCUAGAAAAGCUUCAUACUCCACAGCUGAGAAAUCUCUGAUAAAGCUGGCUUGUGUCGUGGAUUUGUUGCCUUCGGAGGUCAAUCAGUAUCCCUCUUUCCUGGUUUUCUGCUAAAAACAGUGUGUCAUGUCUGCAACAGCAACAUCCCUUGUGAUUUCGAGCCCAAACCUUUUGGGUUUGAUGACAAAAACAAUACCCAGAAAUGGUAGUAUCCUCUUCUGCUCCAUAGCCAUCGUACCCCCUUGGAGAAGCUACCAUUCUUUGGGACCACCGUCUAUGUUCUUCAGAAUCCCAUAUGGGUCCUCCAAGGGAAGCUCGGUCUUCACCGCCUCCAAGCCCUUUGCUCCUGUCAUGGAAUGGCAGAAUUGCACGGUCAAGGUGGAAACUGACGUGCCUGUUUCAGUUGCCUAUAACUGUUACUCUGAUCGUGAAGCCGUUCCCCGUUGGAUGCCCUCUAUUUCCUCAGUAAAGAUAUUGGAAGACAAGCCCGAGCUAUCUCGAUGGUCGAUGAAGUAUAAAGCAUUUGGCCGCGAUGUUGAUUUCUCUUGGCUUACACGAAAUUUUCAGCCUAUCCCAAAUCAAAAGAUCCACUGGAGAUCCCUGGAAGGUGUUCCUAACAGAGGUGCUGUUCGAUUUUAUCCGAAAGGUCCUUCAUCAUGCAUAGUUGAACUGACAGUGUCAUAUGAAGUUCCUCAGAUCUUCGUUCCAGUGGCAUCGGCACUGCAACCAUUUCUUGAAGGCUUACUACGAAGUGAUAUGGAACGAUUUGCAUCAUUUGUAAAAUCCUACCAAGCAGACCCAACUAGAUGACGGUACAAAUGACAACUAAACGUCAUGUUCAGUAGAUUUCACUGAUUCUUUCGAUGUGGAAUGCGUGUUGGCCACAUCCAAUUGUAAUGCUUUCUUUGUAAAGAAAUAAUAUUACAUGUAUCAUGCAAUAUGCUCAUCAUCGGAGUCAGCUCUCCAUUAUUGAUGAUAGCUCCUAGAAUAAGCUCCCAGGGGUGAAGUUUAGGUGACUGAUCCAAACCAGCCUGGACCCUGUUAUGAGCCUUUGAGAUUGAUCGAGAAACAGGUCUGAGGACUUUUUUUUUUUUUUCCUUGUAAUCAACAGGUCUAUGGACUGGAAAACUUGCAGGAUCGGUUUGACGUGAGUUUCCUAUUUUUGGAGUAUUUUUGGAGUUGAUGGAAAAGAAAAUAUUGAUAUAUCAGAGGUACCUUAGCCUCCAACAAGCCAUGUUGUUGAACAA
Carya illinoinensis is the source of this 1303-nucleotide messenger RNA. RefSeq lists its product as uncharacterized. Bases 183 to 866 code for a protein of 227 amino acids. The record is from RefSeq and is a predicted model, not a curated record. The transcript has 7 exons. Lineage: Eukaryota; Viridiplantae; Streptophyta; Magnoliopsida; Fagales; Juglandaceae.